Urocitellus parryii (Arctic ground squirrel) is the source of this 6490-nucleotide messenger RNA. RefSeq names its product mitogen-activated protein kinase binding protein 1 (gene Mapkbp1). Gene Ontology annotation, molecular function: protein binding. Gene Ontology annotation, cellular component: cytoplasm. The record is from RefSeq and is a predicted model, not a curated record. NCBI's taxonomy places the organism in Eukaryota, Metazoa, Chordata, Mammalia, Rodentia, Sciuridae. Gene Ontology annotation, biological process: negative regulation of canonical NF-kappaB signal transduction; positive regulation of JNK cascade.
CUGAGGGUCGGGGGUGGGGGAGGGAGGCUCCCUUAGCAGAACGAGUUGCAGGGCCAUCACGAGCCCAGCCACAUCGUGUCCUCGCAACCGCCAGCCGGUCCCCCGUGAACCUCCCAUUGGCCGCCUCCUCUGAACAGUGCAGUUUCCAUGGGAACAGUUCGGCGUUAACGGAGAACAUACCUGCCAGUAGUUCUACUAGAAUCUGCCCCAUUCUCCAGUUAAACGCCUCUCGCAGGCGUGGGCCUGGCAUCUGUUCGCAGUUCAGGGUCCCCCCCGCCCCUUUCGUGUAGCUCCUUCUCACGUUGUAAGAAACCACGCAGGGCUUAAAGGUGGGGAUGAAGGAAAAGGGGAGGGCAAUACCUAGGGAUAAGAGUGGCAGACAGGUAGGCAGAAGACACCUACUGUGAUGCUGAGGUGGCUUCUGCCAUCUCAGGCCAGUGAGAGGUCAUUUUGGAAGGCUGUUUGGAGUGAGAAGGCAGUCCAACAGUUGAGAUAGGUCCCAAGACUGGACAGGGACUGUCCCACCGGGCUCCUCAUCAUGAUGGCCGUGGAAGGGUCAACCAUUACCAGCCGGAUUAAGAAUCUGCUGCGGUCCCCAUCCAUCAAAUUACGCAGGAGUAAGGCAGGAAACAGGCGAGAGGACCUCAGCUCCAAGGUAACCUUGGAGAAGGUGUUGGGAAUAACAGUGUCUGGAGGCAGAGGACUUGCCUGUGAUCCCCGAUCAGGCUUAGUUGCCUACCCAGCUGGGUGUGUGGUUGUGCUUUUCAAUCCCCGGAAACACAAACAGCAUCACAUCCUCAACAGUUCCAGGAAAACUAUCACUGCUCUUGCCUUCUCCCCUGAUGGCAAAUACUUGGUCACUGGAGAGAGUGGGCACAUGCCUGCCGUGCGGGUUUGGGAUGUGGCUGAGCAUAGCCAAGUGGCAGAGCUGCAAGAGCAUAAGUAUGGAGUGGCUUGUGUGGCCUUCUCCCCUAGUGCCAAGUACAUUGUCUCCGUGGGCUACCAGCAUGAUAUGAUUGUCAACGUUUGGGCCUGGAAGAAAAACAUUGUGGUGGCCUCCAAUAAGGUGUCCAGUCGGGUGACAGCUGUGUCCUUCUCUGAAGAUUGCAGCUACUUUGUCACUGCAGGCAACCGACACAUCAAAUUCUGGUACCUUGAUGACAGCAAGACUUCAAAGGUAAAUGCCACUGUACCCCUGCUGGGCCGCUCAGGGUUGCUGGGGGAGCUACGGAACAACCUGUUUACUGAUGUGGCCUGUGGCCGAGGAAAGAAAGCCGACAGCACUUUCUGCAUCACAUCCUCAGGCCUGCUGUGUGAGUUCAGUGAUCGCAGGCUUUUGGACAAGUGGGUGGAGCUGAGAACCACGGUUGCCCACUGCAUCUCUGUGAGCCAAGACUACAUCUUCUGUGGCUGUGCUGAUGGUACUGUGCGUCUUUUCAACCCCUCUAACCUACACUUCCUCAGCACUUUGCCCAGACCCCAUGCCUUGGGGACAGACAUUGCCAGUAUCACUGAGGCCAGUCGCCUCUUUUCUGGAGGGGCAAAUGCUAGGUAUCCAGACACCAUUGCCUUGACCUUCGAUCCAACUAAUCAGUGGCUGUCUUGUGUAUACAAUGACCACAGCAUCUAUGUUUGGGAUGUGAGGGACCCUAAGAAAGUGGGCAAGGUGUACUCGGCUCUGUAUCAUUCCUCCUGCGUCUGGAGUGUGGAGGUGUAUCCUGAGGUGAAGGACAGUAACCAGGCCUGCCUGCCCCCCAGUUCCUUUAUUACCUGUUCCUCAGACAACACCAUCCGCCUGUGGAACACAGAGAGCUCAGGAGUACAUGGCUCCACCCUGCACAGAAACAUUCUCAGUAAUGAUCUCAUUAAGAUAAUCUAUGUGGAUGGGAACACUCAGGCCCUGCUGGACACUGAGAUGCCUGGAGGAGACAAAGCUGAUGGGUCCCUGAUGGAUCCCCGUGUGGGCAUUCGCUCUGUGUGUAUUAGCCCCAAUGGACAGCAUCUAGCUUCUGGAGACCGUAUGGGCACACUUAGGGUGCAUGAACUGCAGUCUCUGAGUGAGAUGCUGAAGGUGGAGGCACAUGACUCAGAGAUCCUGUGCCUGGAGUACUCUAAGCCAGAUACAGGUCUGAAGCUGCUAGCGUCGGCAAGCCGUGACCGGCUGAUCCAUGUACUAGAUGCUGGGCGGGAGUAUAGCCUACAGCAGACACUGGAUGAGCACUCGUCUUCCAUCACUGCUGUCAAAUUUGCAGCCAGCGAUGGGCAAGUGCGCAUGAUCAGCUGUGGAGCAGACAAGAGCAUCUACUUCCGCACUGCACAGAAGUCUGGAGAUGGAGUACACUUUACACGGACACACCAUGUGGUACGCAAGACAACCCUCUAUGACAUGGAUGUGGAGCCUAGCUGGAAGUACACGGCCAUUGGCUGCCAGGACAGAAAUAUUCGGAUCUUCAACAUCAGCAGUGGGAAGCAGAAAAAGCUGUUUAAAGGAUCACAGGGUGAGGAUGGCACUCUAAUUAAGGUGCAGACAGACCCUUCAGGGAUCUACAUUGCCACCAGUUGUUCCGACAAGAACCUCUCAAUUUUUGACUUCUCCUCAGGCGAGUGUGUGGCCACCAUGUUUGGCCAUUCAGAGAUUGUCACUGGCAUGAAAUUUAGUAAUGAUUGCAAACAUCUCAUCAGUGUUUCAGGGGACAGCUGCAUAUUUGUAUGGCGUCUGAGCUCUGAGAUGACCAUCAGCAUGAGGCAACGUCUGGCCGAGCUGCGCCAGCGUCAGCGAGGGGGCAAACAGCAAGGACCCACCUCUCCCCAAAGGGCUUCCGGACCCAACCGGCCCCAGACCCCAGUGAUGCUCUCUUCUGGACCAGCUCUCUCAUCAGACAGUGACAAGGAGGGAGAAGAUGAGGGUACUGAAGAAGAAGAACUGCCAGCUCUUCCCAUCCUUGCCAAGAGUACCAAGAAAGAGCCUGCCUCGGUCCCCAGCCCAGCCCUGUCCCGAAGCCUGUCCCAUUGGGAGAUGAGCCGAGCACAGGAGACAGUGGAAUUCCUAGACCCAGCUCCUGUAGCCAACUCAGGACCCAGAAGAAGGGGGCGUUGGGCUCAGCCAGGCGUAGAACUGAGUGUUUGCUCUAUGUUGGACCUGCGGCAGCUGGAGACCCUUACCCCAAGCCCUCAGGGCCACUGCCAGGACUCUCUGGCCAUGACUCCAUCUGGUCCUGGAAAGCAUGGUCAGAAGGCCCCUGUAACCUCACAUGCUAGCCAGAAUGAAAAAUCCCCUCAGCUUCAGGUUUCCCAACCCUGUUCCUGUCCCCACCUUAUCCGAUUGUUGUCACAAGAAGAAGGGGUCUUUGCCCAAGAUCUGGAGGCCGCACCCAGUGAAGAUGGUAUUGUCUAUCCAGAACCCAGUGACAGCCCCACCAUGGAUACCAGCAGUGAGUUCCAGGUGCAGGCUCCAACCCGAGGAACCCUAGGAAGAGUGUACCCAGGUAGCAGGGGCUCAGAAAAGCACAGCCCUGACAGUGCCUGCUCUGUGGAUUACAGCAGCAGCCGCCUUUCCAGCCCUGAGCACCCCAAUGAAGACUCCGAGAGCACGGAGCCCCUAAGUAUGGAUGGCAUCUCCUCAGACCUUGAAGAACCAGCUGAGGGUGACGAAGAAGAGGAGGAAGAGGAGGGAGGCACUGGCCCUUAUGAGCUGCAAGAAGGCAGCCCCCAUACCCCGGACCAGGAGCAGUUUCUAAAACAGCACUUUGAGACUCUGGCCAAUGGGGCUGCUCCAGGGGGCCCAGUGCGAGUACCAGAGAGGACAGAAUCUCAAAGCAUCUCUUCACGAUUCCUGUUGCAAGCACAGACUCCUCCACUCAGGGACCCAUCCUCCUCAAGCCUGGCAUUGAUGUCGAGACGCAUCCAGGUGUCACAGGUGUCUGGCGAGCAACAGAGAGGCAGUGAUGCUAACCCCCCAGGAGCACCUCCAGAGGUGGAGCCCUCCCCUGCCAACCCCAGCCCCCAUCAGGCAGCCCCUGUGCUAUUGCCACGUCGUCGUCACAACCUGGACAGCAGCUGGGCUCCCAAGAGAGUGAUCACAGCUGGCUUCUCAGCUGGACUCCAGAAAGCCCAGUCUGUGCACAGUCUGGUGCCACAGGCAAAUGAGAUGCCUUCAUCAGGCCCAUUGCUCUCACGGGACAUGGAAGUCCAGGAUGGCCGUCCAUCUUGGCCCUACUCCUACCAGAACCCUACCACCAGUUCUAUGGCCAAGAUAUCCCGCAGCGUCUCUGUUGGGGAGAACCUAGGCCUAAUGGCAGAAACUCAAGCUCCUGUCUCUAUUCGAAACUCACCACUCAGCAAACUGCCCCUUCCUAGCCGGGCUCAUCUGGUCUUGGACAUCCCCAAACCACUGCCUGAUGGUCCUACUCUGGCUACAUUCGCACCUGUAACGAAGGGCUGGGCCCCUGAUGAGGCAGAACAGGCUGGCUCCCCAGCAGGCCUAGGAAAGGCUCAUAGCACAUCUGAGCGGCGGGCCUGUUUGGGUGAGGGUACUGCUCCCAAGCCUAGGAUGCAGUGCCAGGCUCAGCCUGGGCCCAACAGACCCAGUGCCCAGCAACUGCCAGUCAGCCUCCUCCGAAGCCCUGAGAACCUGCAGCCCCCACCCCCUGAGAGGACUCCCAAUCCCAUGGAAUGUAUCAGGCCAGGCGCAGCCCUGAGCCAGAACUCAGAACUGGUGGUGAGCCUGGAGCAGUGUGAAAAACUUGUGGCAGAGCUCCGUGGGAAUGUGCACCAGGCUGUACAGCUCUACCACUCGGUGGCUGGCUGCAAGACGCCCUCAGCAGAGCAAAGUCGAAUCACUCAGCUCCUCAGAGACACCUUCUCUUCAGUACGUCAGGAGCUAGAGGCCCUGGCUGGUGCAGCAUUGUCCAGUCCAAGCGGGAGCCCUGGGGCUGUGGGAGCUGAGCAGACACAGGCCCUACUAGAGCAAUAUUCAGAGUUGUUGCUUCGAGCCGUGGAGCAGCGGAUGGAACGCAGACUCUAGCUUCAGAAGCCUGUCCCAAGUGAAUGCUUCCCCAUUCCAAACUGCAGCCCCUCUUCCACUUACCAAAACCUGUGGGGAGUGGAUAGCAGGGAUCAGUGCUCAGAGGUGAAGCAGCUUUCCCAGCUACUACUCCGGGAGCCCCUGUAUUUAUUAAUUUAUUUCCCAGACUGUUGCCUCACCUUUUUGAAACUCCAGCCUCCACAGCCGUUCUAGUGGUUCAUGGCAGGGGUAGGUCUUGGGUCUUUGUCAUCAUGGUGCUGUGAGGGCUAGGAGGGCAGCCUGCCCCAUCUGGGGGACACUGGGAAGGGCUUGCCCUCUUUUUUAGAAGCCAUUUGAAAUUACUUCAGGGAUCAGCUCCCUGGGGUGGAGCAUUCACAGGGUACUCCAUGGGGGUAGAGGUGAGAGGUAAUGUGGUAUUCAAUGCCCUUCAGUCAACUGAGGACUUUCACCUCUAUUUCCUUUCUCCUCCCACACCAGCUACACUCUCCUGGUUGCCAGAGCAGGCGUUGUUUCCCCCAGUUCCUGGCAGUUUAGGAAGGCGGACAGAGCUGCCUGGACUUCCAGAGCAUCCCCAGCCAUCAGGAAACUCAAAUUGGUAUCAGGACCUGAGCCUCCACAUUCCACUUCCAAGAGGGCCCUCAUAUUGUCUCUACCCUUGUGCCCCCCUUUCUCUCUCUGGCAGAGCUUGUGGAUCCAGCUCUGUGCCAUUGCUGCAGGACAGUAAGGUCCUCUGCUGGGCAAACAUGAAGCCCUGUCCUCCUUUCCUUAGUUCCUUAGCCUUUUCUAUCCUCCAGCCCUAGUCCUCAGCAGGCUACUGAAGCCCAAGGGUCACCAAGUUCUCCCUGCAUCCUGAGUGAUACUGUCAGAAGCCUGUGUGAAAUUUCCUUCAUGGUUUACAGGGCACUUACACACCUUCUGAGGACCUUGGCCACAGACGAAGUCUCACACAUACGUACAUGUACACAAACAGUUGGGUGCUCAUUGCUAAAGUCCUUAGAUGGCUGAUAUGUGCCUGGGUUCCUCUCAUAUUCUGCCUCAGUUUCACUACCCUAACUUGUGUGGAACUCAAAAAGGAAUGGAACACACUUCAUCCAAAUUCUGGAUUCUUCAUGUCCACAGCCUAGCUAUGUGAUGGACCAUUAGACACCUAGUAUGAGGAGCCUCCUCAAAGACAGUGCUGGGUGUACCCAUCAAGGGCUCUACAGAUACUGGAGGUUGUGGGGAGGGAGGCAGCAGGGCCAAGAGACACACAGGAAAAGUGGUAGGUGGGACAGGUAAGUGGCAGAGGUGAGGGACAGAUUAGAAUUUAAGGGGCCAUUCUUGGGUUUAGGGGAAGGAGAGGGUGUAGUAGGCCCAUGGUGUUGGACCAAGUAGUGAUGCAGUUGUUUCUGAGUAGGGGUGAAGAAUGUGUCUCUGGGCCCUCCUGCUUUUCUCUGCCCCAGGUAAAGCAGGGCAGCUUUACCACAG